UCAUGUGUCUUAUUAGGGAAUAAGUGUCAUUGUCGUGUUGCAGAGGCUGUAACGGUUCUUUGGGGUGGGGCAGGGAUAUCACAAGUAGUACUUAUGUAGUAGGUGGGGGGAAUGGGGAACAUUGUCGAGUAUUUGGUAAAGAGUGUAAGGGGGAGGGAAGAGACUCCAUAAACAUUUCUCUUGGCUUGUACCGUUGUCUUAUUCUAAAUAAAGAGUAUUGUGUUCUUAUUCGUCUUGUCUGUUCUUGAGAAUAACAACCAAAACGUAUCAAAUUGGUAUCAGAGCAGUGUUCUUGGGAAACCAAUCAUCUAGAUGGCGCUCAAGAAGGUGAGGAGUUAGAGAAGGUAAUGGAGAGCAUUCAGAAAGAAGUUCAGCAACUGUCGAGCUUGGAAUCUGACGUCAGUGCUAUGAAGAAGCAACUGGGCAAGUUGGACGUCUUUGAAAAGCAGCUGGGAAAACUGGAUGUUCUAGAGAAGCUGGAAAGAAGAAUGGCGGAAGAAGAGAGACGUACGUGGGGUACGUCCAAGGGGAACGAGGAUGACUCUCAGGUCUCCGGCGUGGAAAAGCCAAGCGUGGAGGAGUCACAACGACGCCUUCCACAGAGCCCUACGAUGGAGGUGGGAGAAACCCUACAACGGAACCUACCGGUGGAGGAGAAAGAACCACUCUCUCAAAGGAUCGAGCUUCCUCUGUUCGAAGGAGAAGAGGCGGAAGGCUGGGUUCUCAGGGUGGAACAGCACUUCGAGCUGCAGGAGUUCACGGAGGAGGAAAAGCUGCGAGCAAUAAGAGUAUGUUUUGUCGGGGAUGCACUCACGUGGUACCGUUGGGAGAAGGUACGGAACCCUUUCCUCAGCUGGGAGCAGCUGAAAAACAGAGUCUUGGACAACUUUGCUACGACUCACGACUUAACCGCCGGCGAACGGUUGCUACUACUCCGUCAAGAGGAAUCCACAGGGCAAUACUGCAAGGCUUUCAUUGCACUAGCCUCUAAUGCCCCGGAGGUGUCUGAGAAAGUGUUAGAGAUGGCCUUCAUGAUAGGGUUGAAACCGAAGGUUAGAAAAGGGGUGAAGAUGUUCGAGCCGAGAACAUUGCAGAAAAUGAUGGAUCUGUCUCGACUGGUCGAAGACUGGGAAGGACAAGGCGAUUCACCGGCGCCGACGGGUUGGGAAGUCGCGAGCAGAGCUCCAGUGAGAAACCCGGGGGACAAACACUCGUCACGUGGGUCCUAUCAGACUGGUACGGGUUUAUCUUCUCAUAAGUCUUUAAUUACAACUGAGCCCAAAACGACAUCGUUACGACCAAGUGGAGACAAAAGCUUAAACCCUAAUUUCAAGAAUCCCGAGUCGAGACGACCACCAUUCAGGCGACUAACAGAUGCGGAGGCCAACGACCGUAGGGCGAAAGGAUUGUGUUUCCGGUGUGAUGAGAAGUAUCAAGCCGGACACCGAUGUCGGUUCAAGGGGCUUCAGAUCCUGGUGGCAACGGAGGACGACGAAGGGUUGUGCGGAAACGACGACGGAGAGGAACACGAGGCGGAGAUGGUCGAGGUCCCGGAGUUCGCGGCGCUAUCCAUCCAGUCCGCCGCCGGUAUAUCCUCUCCGCGAACCAUGAAGUUGAGGGGAAAUGUACAAGGAGAAGAGGUCGUGGUGAUGAUUGAUAGUGGAGCCACCCACAACUUCAUAUCGAAGGCGAUGGCUCACAGAUUGGGAAUAGUACCCAGAGGAACCACGGGGUAUGGGGUGCGUAUGGGCAACAGUGUAAUGGUAAGGGGAAGCGGAGUGUGCCAAUGUGUGAGGUUGCAACUGCCGGGUUACACUCUCAUCACUAGCUUCUUGCCUUUGGAGUUGGGAGAGGCGAAUGUGAUAUUGGGAUUGCAGUGGCUGGAAUCCCUGGGGGACACGAGAGUAAACUGGCGCGAGCAGAGAAUGGCCUUUAUGAUGGGCGGUGAAGGGGUGACCUUGUUGAGAGAUCCUAGUUUGAAGAACUCGGCCAUCUCCUUCAAGGCCCUUUGGAAGACCGUACAACAGGAUGGAGAAGGGCUGUUUGUGGAAUAUGCGGGAAUACAAGCCUCGACCGAGGAGAGUGAAGAAGGUGCCCCCAUAUACUACCGAGCCUUGUUGGAGGAAUUCUCUAGAGUGUUCUCGGAACCACAAGGGCUUCCUCCUUCUCGGGGAAAAGAGCACUCCAUCGUUCUGAAACCUGACAGUGAACCGGUCAGUGUGAGGCCAUUCCGGUACCCACACGCCCAAAAAGAAGAAAUAGAAAGACAGAUUGCCACGAUGUUAGCUGCAGGGAUCAUUCGCGAAAGCGGUAGUCCGUUUUCAAGUCCGGUACUCCUGGUCAAAAAGAAAGACGGCAGCUGGAGGUUUUGUGUGGACUAUCGUUCUCUCAACAAAGCCACGGUACCUGACAGCUUCCCUAUCCCGAUGAUUGAUCAGCUACUAGACGAGCUCCACGGUGCAAACAUCUUCUCCAAGUUAGACUUGCGCUCAGGCUACCAUCAAAUCCGGGUCAAAGCAGAGGAUGUCCCAAAAACCGCGUUUAGGUCUCAUGACAGUCACUAUGAGUUUCUAGUGAUGCCCUUUGGCCUCACAAACGCACCAGCUACCUUUCAGUCCUUGAUGAAUGAGGUGUUCUGACCCUUUCUCCGAAGAUUUGUGCUUGUCUUCUUUGAUGAUAUCCUCAUUUAUAGUCGAUCGAAGGAGGAGCAUCAAGAUCAUCUCCGAGAGGUUCUCAAACUGCUUCAUAAGCAUCAGUUGUAUGCUAACCAAAAAAAGUGUCAGUUUGGCACUACCAAGAUAGCCUAUUUGGGACAUGUGAUCUCACCAGAAGGGGUGUCUGCUGAUCCAAGCAAAAUACAAGCUAUGGUGGAAUGGGAGGCUCCUGCGAACAUCAAAGCUUUAAGAGGGUUCCUGGGGCUGACUGGAUACUAUCGAAAAUUUGUACAAGGCUAUGGAGAGAUAGCUAGACCACUCACUGAUUUGUUAAAAAAAGAUCAGUUCGAGUGGACUGAGAAGAGCGAGGCAGCUUUUGUCAAACUCAGAAAGGCGAUGACAACUGUUCCCGUUCUAGCCUUACCCGACUUUACAGAGGUGUUUGUCGUGGAAUCUGAUGCGUCGGGGGUGGGUUUGGGUGCUGUUCUUAUGCAAAAAGAGAGACCCAUCGCUUACUACAGUCAGGCUCUGACGGAUAGGCAGCGACUCAAGUCCAUUUAUGAGCGCGAGCUUAUGGCCAUUGUACUAGCAAUACAGAAAUGGCGACACUACCUCCUUGGCAGAAAGUUUUUGGUGAGGACAGAUCAAAAAAGUCUGAAGUUCUUGUUGGAACAGAGAGAAAUCAACAUGGAGUAUCAGAGGUGGCUAACGAAGUUGCUGGGCUUUGACUUUGACAUCCAGUAUAAGCCGGGGUUGGAGAAUAAGGCAGCUGACGCCUUGUCCCGUAAAGAGAUGGUACCGUCGUUGUUUGCAAUAUCAAUUCCAGCAGCCAUUCAACUAGAAGAGAUUUGUGCCGAGGUCGAUAAGGAUCCUGAACUGCAGGGCAUCAUCAAAAACCUGCGAGAAGGAGGUAACUUGUACCCUGAGUUCUCCUUGGUGCAGGGGAGGUUGCUGAGGCAAGGGAGGUUAGUGAUACCUAACUCUUUGGCAGUUACGGGGUUGAUAAUGCGAGAAUUCCAUGAUGGAAAGCUAGGGGGUCAUGGGGGCGUUCUGAAAACACAGAAGAGGAUCGGGGAUUUAUUCUACUGGGAGGGUAUGAUGA
Molecule: messenger RNA, 3756 nt
Organism: Camelina sativa (false flax)
Lineage: Eukaryota; Viridiplantae; Streptophyta; Magnoliopsida; Brassicales; Brassicaceae
Source: RefSeq, a predicted model, not a curated record